Messenger RNA from Emericellopsis cladophorae, 2007 nucleotides. Its product is annotated as Nucleolar complex-associated protein-like protein. The transcript has a single exon. The coding region runs from base 1 to 2007 and encodes 668 amino acids. NCBI's taxonomy places the organism in Eukaryota, Fungi, Ascomycota, Sordariomycetes, Hypocreales, Bionectriaceae. The record is from RefSeq and is a predicted model, not a curated record. Gene Ontology annotation, biological process: DNA replication initiation. Gene Ontology annotation, molecular function: chromatin binding. Gene Ontology annotation, cellular component: nucleolus.
AUGGCUCCCAACGGCACGAAAAGGAGGAAGCUCGCCCAUUCUUCCGAUGAGAACUCCUCGCAAGCUCCGGCGAAAACUCAAAAGGCCUUCUUCAAGAACGCCGCCAGCUGGGAUCUCGAGCAGGACUACGAAUCCCGUCCGCGCAAGGGCAAGAAGAAGCAGCAGGUCGUGAAGGAAAGCAACCGUCUUCCCACCAAGAACGUUGACGGGCGGAUAGAGGUCCUGCGAGAGCUGGAAAAUGAAAUCGACAGCGAUGAGGACUGGCUCGAGGGACGCGAGGACGAUGUCGAGGAGGUGGAGCAGGUAGAGGAAAAGACCGUGAAGGAGGUGGAUGAGAGGAGCGAGCAGGAGCAGAUUCUCGAAGCGCAGGAGGAGCUGGCCAAACUCGCCAUGGCUGUCAACGAAAAUCCAGAGGACAACGUGGGCGCCUUCAAGCAGCUCGGGAAGAUUGGCUCGUCCAAGAUACCGGCGAUCAAGAUCCUGGCCCUCAUGACGCAAAUGACCGUCUACAAGGACAUUAUCCCUGGAUACCGCAUUCGGCCACUAGGCGAGGACUCUGGAAAGGAGAAACUGUCGAAGGAGGUUCGACAACUUCGGCACUACGAGCAGUCAGUCGUCAUGGGCUACCAGGCCUAUGUCAAGGAGCUGACAAAAUGCGCGAGGCUGCAGCCCUUUGCCUAUGGAGGUCACGGUCCCAACGUUGUCAGCGCGGCGGUUACUUGCGCAUGCACACUUCUAACAUCGGUGCCGCACUUCAACUUCCGCAGCGACAUUAUCAAGAUCCUGGUCGGCAAGCUGAGCAGGCGAUACAUGGAUGCUAACAGUAAAAAAUGUCUCGAAGCACUCGAGACUCUCUUUCGGGAUGACGAAGAGGGCCGUCCUUCUAUGGAAGCAGUCGCCCUCCUUGCCAAGAUGAUGAGGGCAAAGGAAUACCAGGUUCACGAAUCCGUACUCAAUCUCUUCCUCGCCCUUCGCCUCCUCUCCGAAUUCGCCGGCACGGCGUCCCAUGACUCCGUCCAGCGUACGGAGAAGGCCUCCAAGAAGAAGCGCGAUUUCCGCACCAAGCGGGAGCGCAAAGAUGUCAAGGAGCAGAAAGCGCUGGACAAGGACCUGCAACAAGCCGACGCCCUCGUCAGCCACGAGGAGCGGGAGCGCAUGCAGAGCGAGACUCUGAAGCUCGUAUUUGCAACCUACUUCCGUGUCCUCAAGGCGCGCGUACCCCAACUUAUGGGCGCGGUGCUGGAGGGUCUUGCCAAGUAUGCCCAUCUCAUCAACCAGGAUUUCUUCGGCGAUCUCCUAGAGGCGUUGAAGGACCUGAUCCGCUACAGCGACAAGGAUGCCAACGGCGACAACGAGGACGAGGAGCAGCAGCAGCAGCAGGAAGAGGACGAAGACGAAGAGGACGACGACACGGUCCGAAACCUGACCCGUGAAUCACUCCUGUGCACAGUCACCGCGUACGCUCUCCUCGCCGGGCAAGACGCGCAUAACUCCAGGAACACACUCCACCUUGACCUGUCCUUCUUCACAAAUCAUCUCUACAGCGCGCUUCUGGCACUGUCCACGGACCCGACCCUCGAGAACACCAAGCCUACUGGCGUCACCUCGACAACCUCGAAAAUCAAUGUGCAGACCACCACAGUCCUGUUACUGAGGUCACUGACUGCCGUGCUGCUGCCUUCGUGGAAUAUCCGCUCUGUCCCGCCCACGCGCCUAGCAGCUUUCUCGAAGCAGCUUGCCUCUGCAGCUCUUCAGUUGCCUGAGAAAUCGUGCCAAGGUGUACUGGCCCUACUUAACGACGUGGCGCACACACACGGGAAGAAGAUUGGGAGCCUAUGGAACACCGAGGAGAGGAAAGGCGACGGCAAAUACAACCCAGUCAGCGGGAACCUGGAAGGCAGCAACCCUUUCGCAGCCACGGUGUGGGAGGGUGAGUUGCUGAGGAAACAUUAUUCUCCCAAGGUCAGGGAAGGGCUUAAGAUGUUAGAAAAAAGCAUGUCGAAUUAA